AGAAUGAUGGUAGUGGUGUCAAUUGUUUUUUAUGCCCCCCCCCCAUGCUUUGCACAUGUCGGUCUGUCAGUCGGUCCGUCCACCAGGUGGUUUCCAGAUGAUAACUCAAGAACGCUAGGAUCAUGAAACUUUAUAGGUACAUUGAUCAUGACUCGCAGAUGACCCCUAUUGAUUUUGAGGUCACAAGGUCAAAGGUCAAGGUCACGGUGACCCGAAAUAGUAAAAUGGUUUCUGGAUGAUAACCCAAGAACGUUUAUGACUAGGAUCAUGAAACUUCAUAGGUACAUUGAUCUUGACUUGCAGAUGACCGCUAUAGAUUUUCAGGUCACUAGGUCAAAGGUCAAGGUCACAGUGACCCGAAAUAGUAAAAUGGUUUCUGGAUGAUAACUCAAGAACACUUAUGCCUAGGAUCAUGAAACUUCAUAGGUACAUUGAUCAUGACUCGCAGAUGACCCCUAAUUAUUUUCAGGUCACUAUAUCAAAGGUCAGGGUCACGGUGACCUGAAAUAGUAAAAUGGUUUCCGGAUGAUAACUAAAGAACGCUUAGGCCUAGGAUCAUGAAACUUGAUAGGUAGAUUGAUCAUGACUCGCAGAUGACCCCUAUUGAUUUCAGGUCACUAGGUCAAAGGUCAAGGUCACGGUGAACCGAAAUAGUAAAAUGGUUUCCGGAUGAUAACUCAAGAACGCUUAUGACUAGGAUCAUGAAACUUCAUAGGUACAUUGAUCAUGACUGGCAGAUGACCCCUAUUGAUUUUCAGGUAACUAGGUCAAAGGUCAAGGUCACAGUGACAAAAACAUACUCACACAAUGGCUGUCACUACAACGAAGAGCCCAUAUUGGGGGCAUGCAUGUUUUACAAACAGCCCUUGUUUUAAUUUUGAUAUCCUACUUUGCAGGUAAAGAACUCUUCAAAUAUGUACCAGGGGUGCUUAAUGGGGUUAAAGUGGUUCGGAUUGGAGAGACGGCUGAUCUCUUGAAGGAAUUCCAUGCCAGUGGUAUAGGGGGCCACAGUGGUUUCAAUAAAACAAAUGAGACGAUGAAGAUAAGGUUCUGGUGGCCCAAGAUGACACAUGAUAUCAGGGAAUAUGUGAAGAUGUGUGUACAAUGCCAAAAGUCUGAUCCACUGAAGCCACCAAAGAAACCUGAACUGAAAUCAAUCCAUGUCCAGCAACCAUUUGAAUUAGUUGGCUGUGAUUUAAUGGGUCCCUUCACAGAGACACCAGCUGGGAACAGGUACAUAUUUACAGCGACUGAUUACUAUACCAAAUGGGUGGAAGCCUUUGCAAUUCCAAACAAAACUGCUGUUGAGGUGUCAAAAUGUGUCCAAAAAAUGAUAUAUCGGCAUGGAGCGAUGAAUGCGAUCUUAACAGAUCAAGGAAGAGAAUUCGUGAAUCAGAUUAAUCAAGAAUUGUGCGAAAAUUGGGACAUCAACCAUAAACUCACUGCUGCCUAUCAUCCACAGACCAAUGGCUGUGAUGAAAGAACAAAUCAAACAAUUAAAAGGGCACUAAGUAAACUGGUUAGUGAGGAGCAAAACAACUGGGAUGAUCGUCUCGAGGAAGUGCUCUUUGCAAUCCGGACAAAAAAGCAGUCAUCCACAAAGUUUUCCCCAUUCUUCCUGCUAUAUGGACGGGAGGCAGUUUUUCCUAGUCAGCUACCAAAAAUCAACGUUGAUAAGAUAAUUGGAGCAUUGCCAAGUGAGAAAUUUCUUGAAGAAAAUGUUGAAAAGAGACAAAAUACAGGCCUGCAGAUAUCAGCUGAAGUCGAAAAAAAUUGUGAAGAGGCCAGAAGAAAACAACAAAGGGACUUCAAGAAAUCAAAUUUAAAGAAAAGACCCUACACAGCUGUAAAUAUAGGAGACAAAGUGUUGAAAUUCAAUGCAUCCAGGGCAGGACGCAAGGCAAAAGGGGACCUUGGAACCAAUUAUACAGGGCCAUUCGUAGUUGAUGAUAUUGUUGGCGGGGUUGUAAAACUUAAGACAUUGAAUGGUGCCAUUCUGAAAACAUCAGUUGCCUUAAAUAAUAUCAAACCUUUUCUUGACGAAUCUGUCAAUGAAGACAUUAAUGUAACUACACAUUCUGUCAACACGGCUACCUCUCAAGUGAAAACUACACCCCCUGUCAACACAGCUACCUCUCAAGUGAAAACUACACCUCCUGUCAACACGGCUCCCUCUCAAAUGAAAACUACACCCCCUGUCAACACGGCUACCUCUCAAGUGAUAACUACACCUCCUGUCAACACGGCUACCUCUCAAAUGAAAACUACACCCCCUGUCAACACGGCUCCCUCUCAAAUGAAAACUACAACCCCUGUCAACACGGCUACCUCUCAAAUGAAAACUACACCACCUGUCAACACGGCUACCUCUCAAAUGAAAACUACACCCCCUGUCAACACGGCUACCUCUCAAGUGAUAACUACACCUCCUGUCAACACGGCUACCUCUCAAAUGAAAACUACACCCCCUGUCAACAUGGCUACCUCUCAAAUGAAAACUACACCACCUGUCAACACGGCUCCUUCUCAAGUGAAAACUACACCCCCUGUCAACACGGCUACCUCUCAAGCGAAAACUACACCCCCUGUCAACACGGCUACCUCUCAAGUGAAAACUACAACUCCUGUAAACACGGCUACCUCUCAAGUGAAAACUACAACUCCUGUAAACACGGCUGCAAAAAAAGAAGAGGCAAUUCAUUUCUUGAAGAUGCCAUCUGACCCUAUACCACUUGCCAAAGGAGAAAGAUUGACAGUGUGUGGUGAAGGGGUUGAAGAGACAAAUCUCCAAACUCUGGAAGGCAACAACUGGGUAGAUGAUCAGAUAGUCAAUGCAUAUCUGAAACUAUUGUCAAGACAGUCGACAGACAGUUGGUGUCCUGGAGAAAAGAGAAUGUUUUCAUUCCCAUCGUAUGCUGCCACUCAAUGGAAGGCUGGGAAUUUUACGACAUACAGAUUUUCCAAGGUGGACUUUACCAUGUACGACUUGAUUAUGGUGCCCAGGUGCAAUAAUAGCCAUUGGGUUUUGCUGGUGGCCCAGCCAAAAACCAAAACUGUUAAUGUUUAUGACUCGCUGGGUGGUGACAACAAGGUUUUCUAUGAGCUUUUCAGAAAGUUCAUGAGCGUCCGGUCCAAUUAUAUGUCUGAUGGAAUGGAUCAGUGGCAUUUUUCAUCAACAGCGCAGAACAGACAAACUGAUGGAACAAGCUGUGGCAUCUUUACUUUGAUGAAGGCUGAAUGUCUUGUGAACAAUCUCCCAGCACUGACACUGGGACAGUCUCACGUAGCAUUUUUCCGGAACUAUGUUCGGGGACGUCUGUUGGCCUCUGGGGACAGGCACACAUAUUUAUGUAAUGCCCUGCAGUGUAUUGACCCCAGAGGACAACUUAAGUGGCUAAACUGUGAUGUGUGUGGGCGUUGGGUGCAUGAGAAGUGCAUUGGAACUGGUUUGGACACUGAAGGCUUUCGAUGUGACAUUUGCAAUAUCCAGUACAGUUGAUAAGAUACUGAUUACAGUUAAUACUUCGAAAGAGGCAUUUAUAUAUGAUGGUUUUACAAUCAUAAGUAAGAAUUUGAAAGUGUGUUAAACUUCAUGACUUCAUAAUAAGUUUCAAACUGCUAGUUAUGCAGCAAUGGCGUGUACAUAUUUUAUUUUAUUGUUUUAUUGUGUGUGCUACAGUUUUUAUAUCAAAGUAUAACAGUCUACAGUGUUUCAUUAUUUUCUUGAACGAAGUUACCGUUACAGCAAGUUGUAACUUAUGAUGUUAUAUUGUUCCAUUGUUAUAUCUAUGUAGAUAUGAUUAUAAGUUGUUUUUGAACUGUUAAUGAUAAUCCGUUUAGAACUACUUAUUGUAAGUCAUCAGUGAAACAUGUGAGUUUUGUAGUGAAGCAAUCAUGAACUUAUAUUUUAAGGGUAAAAUACACAUUGUUGCAUAGUUAUUGCCUGUACAUCAUAUCAUUCAACAAACAGAUGGUUACCGGUAGACCUUAAAGUCUCUGUUUUCUGGUUAAUAAACAACAGUUCAAUAAUUAAAAAAGAAAAAUACUCAAUCACUUUUUGUCUUUAUAUUAAACCCAGACAUUUGAUACUAUUAAUAGAAUGUAUUCCUUGAAAAUAUUGCAACAAGAAUCGUUUGAAUGAUUUAUAAAAUAUUUUCCAAAAAAAGUAUCAAAUUGUAGUGAGAAAUUAAGCUCUGUUUAAAUGUUGCUGUUUGGUGUUUAUGUAAAUAUAUGUUACAACAGGGAAUCAUUAGUUCCAUAUAUUUGGUUGCUGUCUGAUAGUACUCUGCCUCUUUUUGUAUUGAAGACAAUACUUUUAAGAGACAUAAUAUUGUUUUAUGUUCAGCCUUAUUAUUUGAAUGCAUUUUUUUCCACAAGUACCACGCUAUUUUACAGGAAAAGUAUACUUAAAAAUACUCACCAUCUGAUUUGGUUAGUCAUGCCUCUACAUCAUAACUUGACUGUUGUGUUCACAACAAACUUUUUGUUGUUGCUAUUUUCUUAGAAUAUCUAUUAUUAUUUGUUUUAUGAAACAUGUAUUUUUCUGAGGAGACAGUGUAUUAUUUAAAUAAUUAUUCAUUGUUUCAAUAUAUAAAUUUCUACUACCUUAUAAUACUGUUUAACACAAUUUGCAGUUAAACUAGGCUGAUAUCAGUGAGGAAUUUAUCUGUAUUUUAAAUAGCAUCUUAAGUUUUAUAUUUCAUUUAAUUUACAUAUUUUAUUAUAUUUUGGUUAGAACAAUCAAUGAUUACUUAGUUAUAAUACCUGACAUAUAAUAUACACUGUAUUGAUGAUCAAUCAACUUGUGAAAGCAAAAGAUAAAGAAAAAAAAUCAUCUAUAACACACAUGUUCUUAUAAUUUACAUGUACUUACCAAAUGUUCAAUAAUUUGCUUUCAUUGCAUUUUGUUAUUCUAAACCUCUGUUAAUGAUCCCAAUAAAUACAGUGUUUGUUUUUUUCAGAAUGACUGACCAUUCAAAAUGUAUGCUGUAUUUUUAUUACAAUUGUUAUUUUCCUUCAUAUCCAAAGAUGCUUAAAAAUUUACACAAAGCAGUUGUUUAUUUAUUGCAAAAAAGAAGUUCCAUUUUCUUCUGCUAAUUAUAUUA
Molecule: messenger RNA, 5105 nt
Organism: Dreissena polymorpha
Lineage: Eukaryota; Metazoa; Mollusca; Bivalvia; Myida; Dreissenidae
Exons: 10
Coding region: 845-3499 (884 amino acids)
Biological process (GO): proteolysis; DNA integration
Molecular function (GO): cysteine-type peptidase activity; nucleic acid binding
Source: RefSeq, a predicted model, not a curated record